Messenger RNA from Mitosporidium daphniae, 327 nucleotides. RefSeq lists its product as uncharacterized. Bases 1 to 327 code for a protein of 108 amino acids. NCBI's taxonomy places the organism in Eukaryota, Fungi, Microsporidia. The record is from RefSeq and is a predicted model, not a curated record. The transcript has a single exon. Gene Ontology annotation, molecular function: protein binding.
AUGGCCUUUCAUUUUGCCAAAGACUGUGGAUAUGUGUGCCAUUUUAAAUGUCAACCAAAGAUUCUCGAUUAUUGCGGCCGAGUUACCAACUCCUCCAUCACAUCGAAUUCCUCUUCAAAGAAAAAGCUGGGCUCCACCGCCCAUUUUCCAGUCAACACUAAUGAGCUAAAUUCCUACCAUGACCUCAAGGGUAAGGCGGUGAAGGCAAAAUUUGCAUUUGCCUCCGAUGACCCCGAAGAAGUUUCCAUUUCACUUUCAGAUGUGCUGCUCAUUGUUGAUGGGGUUUUAGAUAACGGAUGGAUCAAGGUUCCCUUGCAGCCUCGUUGA